Messenger RNA from Scomber japonicus (chub mackerel), 1635 nucleotides. RefSeq names its product kunitz-type protease inhibitor 1-like. The transcript is spliced from 13 exons. The coding region runs from base 1 to 1635 and encodes 544 amino acids. Lineage: Eukaryota; Metazoa; Chordata; Actinopteri; Scombriformes; Scombridae. The record is from RefSeq and is a predicted model, not a curated record. Gene Ontology annotation, molecular function: serine-type endopeptidase inhibitor activity; protein binding.
AUGGACAGACAGGUCUCAGUGAUCCGCGCGGAGCGGCAGCGCGAGACCGGAAACCGGAGCUACAGACGAGAGUCCGUGCACGCGCAGCAGCUGACGGCAGGUGGGCAGGCUCCUCCCAUCGCAGGUGGUGAGGUGGUGGUUCAGCCUGGAGAGACGCUGACGCUCAACGGCAUCGAGAACGUUUCCUUCCUCUCACACGGCACGGCAGAGGACUCGGCCUGCAGCGGUGCUUUCCGCUCUGGUCAGAAGGACUUCGUGCUGGACGCAGAGGACGCAGUGAAGGAGGGAGCGGUUCUGCUCUCCAGCACACACGCUCUCUCUGCAGAGGCGUGCAGGCUGGCGUGCUGCCAGGACGCUCGCUGCAACGUAGCGCUGAUGGAGCCGCGCCGCAGCGCAGCGGCAGACGCUCACACCUGCGUCCUCUUCGACUGCGUCCACAGGAACCGCUUCGUGUGCAGGUUCGUGAACCAGGUCGGAUACCUGAGCUACAUCCUGGGGUCCGUGUACGCGCAGCACCUGGCAGGACCGCAGGCGGCAGGUGGGCAGGCUCCUCCCAUCGCCAUCGCAGGUCGUGACGUUGUCGUUCAGCCCGGAGAGACGCUGACGCUCAACGGCAUCGAGAGUCUGCCGCUGGACGACGCUCACAUCAGCACCUACAGCUGGAAACAGAAGGACGGAGCGGCCGGCGUCACCAUGGAGCAGACUGAUCUACCUGACCAGGUGCGGCUCUCCAACCUGCAGCCGGGCUCAUACGUCUUCCAGCUGACCGUCACCGACUCCAACGACCAAUCGGACGACGCCGAGGUCACCGUCCUCGUGCUCGACCCGGAGCAGUCCAGCAAGUACUGUCGGGCUCCGGUGAAGGUGGGUCCGUGCCGCGCUGCGUUUCCUCGCUGGCGUUACGACGCUGCGACGGGCGACUGCGUGCAGUUUGUGUUCGGAGGCUGUAAAUCAAACAACAACAACUUCCUGUCCAAAGCCGAAUGUUUGUCCGCCUGCAAAGGAGUCAAAGUGACAUCAGAGAGAGCCGUCCCUCUGCCCGCUGCAGAGGUGUGUGGGUCUGCGUGUCUUCCUGGUCAGCUGGUCUGCGGCGGCGGCUGCUGUUUGGACAGAAGUCUGGAGUGUGACGGCACGGCGCAAUGCAGCGACGGAUCGGAUGAAAACCACUGCAGCAAAUUGAAUCAGACCUUCUCUCGGCUGCUGAGCAUCGAUGUGAACCAGAGGAAAGCUCGGUGCGCGGAGCCCCCCCGCACCGGCCCCUGCAGAGCCAGUCACACCCGCUGGUACUACGACCCUCUGAACAGGAAGUGCCUCCGCUUCACCUUCGGAGGCUGCGACGGAAACGACAACAACUUCGAAACCAUCGAGAAGUGCAGCGAAACCUGCGACGGAGUGACGGAGCGUCACGUGUUUUCUAGAGGAAUGUUUGAACGCUUCGAAGAAGAAGAAGACGACGAUGACUCAGGCUCCAUAGCGCUGGCCGUCGUCUUGUCGGUAGCCAUUUUGGCUCUGCUGGCGAUCCUCACCUACUGCUUCCUGAAGUCUCGGCGGGAGCGUUCACAUCGGCCCGUCGCCACGGCAACGCUGCCCGAGCACGACACGCUCGUCUACAACAGCACCACCAAACCUGUAUGA